Molecule: messenger RNA, 7991 nt
Organism: Equus quagga
Lineage: Eukaryota; Metazoa; Chordata; Mammalia; Perissodactyla; Equidae
Gene: ZNF341
Product: zinc finger protein 341
Exons: 14
Coding region: 1753-4437 (894 amino acids)
Source: RefSeq, a predicted model, not a curated record
GCUCACGGCUGAUCUUCAAAAAAGAAUGUCAUGUAAAUGGAAUCAUAUAGCAUAUAUAUAACCUUUGAGAUUGGCUUUUUUCACUCAUAAUUCCCUGCAGAUUCAUAUAUUGUUGUGUGUAUCAAUAAUUUGUUCCUUUUUAUUGCUGAAUAGUAGUCCCUGGUGUGGAUAUAGCACAGUUCGUUUAACCACGUACCCAUUGAACCCGUUCACCCAUCUGAAUUGUUUCUAGUUUUUUACUAUUCUGAGUGAAACUGCUAUGAACGUUUGUGUACAGAUUUGCACACAAAAGCUAACAUACUCCCAAUUUUGCAUAAAAUGGUAGAAGAUUUACUGAAGCAAAUUCAUAGGAGCAUGAACCCCAGAUCUGGAACUCUGGAUACUGAGGAGAAGUAGACUGGGAGUAAAUGAGGCUGCCUGGGGAGAGGAGAGCAAGUUCAGACAAAAGGAACCCUUCAAAACAGAAACUUUCAGGGGACGGACAGGAGAAGAGAGAGAGAGAGGCUGGGAAGGAGCCAGCAGAAAGGCGGGAGGAGACCCAGGAAGGGGGGGUCCUGGAGCCAGAGAAGGGAGUGUAUCAGGAAGGAGUGUCAGAUGCUGUCAGGAGGUCUUUGGUGAUUUUGGUGGAAUGGCGGGGGCUUAAGCCCCACUAGAGUGGGUGGAGGAGGGCAGACGGGAGGGAGGAUACACAUCAGAUGAUCCUCAUCGGACGUUUGACGUUGAAGAGAGAAGAGAUGGGAACGUGGGUUUGAGGGGGGGCAUUAUAGAGAGACCCGAGCAUGUGUAGCUGCUGGCGGGAAGGAGAGGUUGCAGGUGGUGUGCAGAGAGGGGCCCGUCGGUGGACAGUGGUUUCUGAGGGAGCAGGAGAGGAUGGAGGGAAGGGCUGGUCUCAGGAGAGACUCAACCUUCAUUGUGCCAGGGGAAAGCAGUUAGUAGCCGGGGCAGGUAUGGGCUAAAUGCUGAGAGGUUGGAGGCAGAGCAUUGGCUGUGGGGAGAGAGAGAAAAGAGGCACCCUCUGGGUUAUUUGGGAGGGAGGCAGUGUGCCUGGGUGGCCACUCAGGCACGAGGAGAUCUGUCCUCCAGCUAGUGACACGGCUGAACAGUGUACUGCGAACCUCGACAGUGACAACUCAUUGGAAAACAUGAAAGUACUCAGCUUCUCAAGAGUCCCCCGACCACAAAUUCAGAUUACAUUGUUCAUUGAGGAACAGAAAAGACAAACACACAUCAGAAAACAAGCAAAGCAAGGAAGGAUGCCUGAGUGCAGAUUUGUGGCAUUUGUGAGGUGUACGUGGGGAAGACUCCUUAGCAUGAUUUCCAGAGGCCCUAUAUCACUUAGGAUUAGAUUCAGCCACGAAUAAGCGAGAAGCCCAACCUAGCAGUGGUCAAACAGGCUGGAAGUUUAUUUCUCUCAUGUGGGAGUCCAGAGGAAGACAGUCCAGAGCUACGAGGGUGGCUGUGUUCUCCAAGGUUCUCCGAGGCCCAGGGUCUUUCCAGUUUUUUGUUCUGCAAUCCUUAGGGUAUGGCCCUUGUUCUCAUGAUCUGGGAUGGUUGCUAAAGUUCCCACCGUCAUAUUCUUGUUCUAGGAAGCAGGAUAAAGGAUGGGACAAAGAAGGAGGUCAUGUAUUGGUGGCUUUUAAGAAAAAUUCCCAGAAGCUGCUUUAGAACACCUUUACUUACAUCCCAUUGGCCAGAACUUAGACAUUCCCUAGCUGCAGGAGCUGUGGGAAAAGUCAUCUUUAUUCUAGGGCCAUGGUUUCAGCCCCAAAUCCUGGGUUCUGUUGCAAUGGAAGUAGGGGAGAAUGUAUACUGGGGCACAGCCAGCCAUGGGUCUGGCUUGUGAGGGUGAAGUCAGACGGCGUGCUGGGCCCGUCUUCCAAGGAGGCUGCGUUUCUUUCUUCAGGAAUGGACAAUCAGACCGUCCUGGCUGUCCAGUCGUUGUUGGAUGGCCAAGGAGCAGUCCCUGAUCCAACAGGCCAGAGCGUCAACGCACCCCCCUCUCUCCAGCCACUGGAUGAUGAAGAUGUCUUCCUCUGCGGGAAGUGUAAGAAGCAGUUCAACUCACUGCCGGCGUUUAUGACCCACAAGCGGGAACAGUGCCAGGGGAAUGCCCCACCGCUGGCCACGGUCUCCCUGGCCACCAACAGCAUCUACACGCCUUCGGCAGCACCCACGGCAGUCCAGCAGGCCCCGCCUCCUGCCAGUCGCCAGAUCCCCACAUAUAUCACAGUGCCCCCGUCCCCGCUGAUCCAGACCCUGGUGCAGGGGAAUAUCUUGGUGAGCGAUGAUGUGCUCAUGUCUGCCAUGUCGGCCUUCACAUCCCUGGACCAGCCCAUGCCCCAGGGCCCCCCACCAGUGCAGAGCAGCCUGAACAUGCAUUCUGCGCCCAGCUACCUCACCCAGCCUCCACCGCCUCCUCCACCCCCUCCGCCACUGCCCCCACCCCCACCCCCACAACCCCCACCACCCCCACCCCAGAGCCUGGGCCCCCCCGGGCGUCCCAACCCUGGCGGGAAUGGUGUGGUGGAGGUGUACAGUGCCACGGCGCCCCUGGCUGGGAGUGGAACGGUGGAGAUCCAGGCACUGGGAAUGCAGCCCUACCCACCCCUGGAGGUGCCGAGCCAGUGUGUGGAAGCUCCAGUAUACCCCACCCCUCCGGUGUACAGCCCCGGCAAACAGGGAUUCAAACCGAAAGGACCAAACCCUGCUGCCCCCAUGACCAGUGCCACUGGGGGCACAGUGGCCACCUUUGACUCCCCGCCAACGCUGAAGACCCGACGGGCCAAAGGAGCCAGUGGACUCCCGGAAGCUGCAGGGAAGCCAAAGGCUCAGAAACUCAAGUGCUCCUACUGUGACAAGUCAUUCACCAAAAACUUUGACCUGCAACAGCACAUUCGAAGCCACACUGGUGAGAAGCCCUUCCAGUGCAUUGCAUGUGGCCGUGCCUUUGCCCAGAAGUCUAACGUCAAGAAACAUAUGCAGACCCACAAGGUGUGGCCUCCGGGGCGCAGUGGUGGCACCGUCUCUCGCAACUCUGUGACUGUACAGGUCAUGGCCCUGAACCCCAGCAGGCAGGAGGACGAGGAAAGCACAGGGUUGGGCCAGCCCCUGUCGAGCGCCCCGCAGCCCCAGGCCUUGCCCACGGUAGAUGAGGAUGAGGGGGCCAAGCUGGAGGCCAAGCAGGUGGUCCUCAUCGAUAGCUCCUACCUGUGCCAGUUCUGCCCAAGCAAGUUCAGCACCUACUUCCAGCUCAAGUCCCACAUGACCCAGCAUAAGAACGAGCAGGUGUACAAGUGUGUGGUCAAGAGCUGUGCCCAGACGUUCCCGAAGCUCGACACCUUUCUGGAGCACAUCAAGAGCCACCAGGAGGAGCUGAGCUACCGCUGCCACCUCUGCGGCAAGGACUUCCCAUCACUGUACGACCUCGGCGUGCAUCAGUACUCCCACAGCCUCCUGCCGCAGCACAGCCCCAAGAAGGACAGUGCUGUCUACAAGUGUGUCAAAUGCGUCAACAAAUAUUCCACGCCUGAGGCCUUGGAGCACCACCUACAGACCGCCACUCACAACUUCCCCUGCCCGCACUGCCAAAAGGUGUUUCCUUGCGAACGCUACCUGCGACGUCACUUGCCCACCCAUGGCAGCGGGGGCAGGUUCAAGUGCCAGGUGUGCAAGAAGUUCUUCCGGCGGGAGCACUACCUCAAACUGCACGCUCACAUCCACUCAGGUGAAAAGCCCUACAAAUGCUCGGUGUGUGAGUCCGCAUUCAACCGCAAGGACAAACUGAAGAGACACAUGUUGAUUCAUGAGCCAUUCAAGAAGUACAAAUGCCCCUUCUCAACACACACAGGCUGCAGUAAGGAGUUCAACCGGCCAGACAAGCUGAAGGCUCAUAUCCUCUCCCACUCGGGCAUGAAGCUCCACAAGUGCGCCCUGUGCAGCAAGUCCUUCAGCCGCCGCGCCCACCUCGCUGAGCACCAGCGCGCCCACACGGGCAACUACAAGUUCCGCUGUGCUGGCUGUGCCAAGGGCUUUUCCCGCCACAAGUACCUCAAGGAUCACCGCUGCCGCCUCAGCCCCCAAAAGGACAAGGACCUACAAGCCCGGCGGCCUCCCCGGAGGAGGGCAGCCCCCCACAGCAGCAGCAGUGGUGGGCACAAAGUGGUGACCCCCCUGCCCGACCCGCUGGGGCUGGAGGAGCUGAAGGACGCAGGGGCUGGGCCGGUGCCUGAGGCUGCCCCAGGCAAGCCGCCCUUCUCGGAGCCAGAUGCUGUGCUGUCCAUCGUAGUGGGUGGCACAGUGGGUGGCGAACCUGAGCUGGUAGUGCCUGGGCAUGCCGAGGGCCUGGGCUCCAACCUGGCACUGGCAGAGCUGCAGGCAGGGACCGAGGGCCCAUGUGCCAUGCUCGCUGUGCCCGUCUAUAUCCAGGCCUCGCAGUGAUGGUCCUGUGGCAUUUGCUCCCUCGGCCCGGCCUGAUGCUUCCCUUGGGGUCUAGGGCCUCUGGGGGCAGAGUAGAGGUCCUUCCCAGUGGAAACAAGCCAUCGGCUGAAGUCCUUUUGGAAUGUCAUUUGUAAACCCUGGCCCGUGGCUGCCCUGCUGCGUCCCCUAUCCCACUGCAAAGCCCUGCAGCCUUCUGGGAUCUGAGGCAGGGGUGAUGGAGAGAGAGGUGGCCGACCCUCAGCCGCCCAGGGUCUGGCUGAUCUGGGCUGGUGGUCCAGGCCACCUGAGAGAGAAGCCAGGGUGGUCCUGCCCACCCUUCUUCCGGGCUACCUCAGGGUGGCCUCUAGUCAACUGCUCUUCGGGAGAUCUGACGUGGUUGGAGCCCUUAUCUGCUGGACUUUUCCACAUACGGUUCCCACAGCAUCCCCAGAUGAGUCUAUUAUGUAGGCAUUUAGGAGGCCCUCGAGUGUUGUGGUUAGAAUACAGCUAUCGGCCAGAUCUGGCUUCAAAUCCAAGUGCUGCUACUCACUUGCUGCGUGACCUUGGGUAAAUCACUUCACUUCUCUGAGCCCUGUGUUCCUCAUCUGUACAGUGAGGUUUAUGACAGUACUACCUCAUAGGGCUGUUAUGGGGAUCCAGUAUGAUGAAAUAUGCAAAGGACUUGGCAUAGUACCCAGCACUCAGAAAGUGCUCAUGUAUAUUUUUAUCAAAAUGUGUGUCCACAUGGCUCAGGCCCCAACUUUGGCAGUUUCUUUCUUAGUCCCUAGGUGACAGCACUCCCCCCUCCAAGUGUGUGGGGGCGAAGGGGUCCAGUGGCUCCUCCCACACGGCCAUGCUGAUCCAUUAGCCAUGGUCAUAAAGGAAGGAGCAGGUUUGGUGUUCCCAGAUGGUUAUUUCAGAACAUGGCCCAUGGAAACACCCAGGGGGAGGCGUUUAACUUGCUUUUGAAAGUACAGGAUCCUGGGCCUCACCCCAAACCCUUUGGAAUCAGAAACUCGGACCAGAGCCAGAGAGGUCUAUCUCGAGCCAGCCUCUGGAGGGCUGUAGACGCCCCUACCUCCAGCACGCCCUCCCUCCUCCCCGCUGGUCCAGGGUGAAGCAGACCAGGCUCAGCAGCAGGCAGGGGAGUAGAAAAGGGGCCUUAACUGAUGGUUCCUCAUUUAUCUUUGCAACCACCCUGCUGGGCCACACUGCCUCAGUUACAGGAGAAGAAACUGAGGCUCGAAAGGGUACAGGGGAGGACGCGGCAGAGCUGUCUCGCUCAGUUGGUGACCAGGGUUCCUUGAAGGCUGGCACAGCCCUCAGACGUCUGUGCUGGGGCCCAGGGCUGGAGCUCAGAGCAGGCCCGACACCCCACAUCCUCAGGGAGGAAAUGAUGCAGUGGGAGGGACACAGGAGGCUGGAAUGCACAGCUGAGGGGGUGAGGGCUGUAAGUGUGCCCAGCCCUCAAAAAGGCCAGAGGAGGGACUGGUGGGGACAGGAAGCCUGGGAGGAGGUGACAUUGAGCUGGGCCUUGACGCAAAGUGUUUUGAUGGAUGGAUAGACAGAGGAAGUCGUGUCAGGUAGAGCAAGGCAUGAGCGAAGACCUCGAGGUAUGACAGUGCAAGGCUUGUCGUGCUCCAGGGCCCAUGAACGGUCCACGGGGACCAGAGAUCUGGGGACAGUGGAUAGAUCAUGAGACUCGCCAGUACACUUCACGCUUCCACGCGAUGGACGAUGUACCGAGCCUUUUGUGCCACAUCACCUCAGCCCCAUCAGGUGAGAGUUGUUACUUUCCUUAUUUUACAGGUGAGGAAACAGGCACAGAGAGGCAGAGUCUCUUGCCCAGGCUCACACAGCUAGUAAGGCGGUGAGCUGGGAUUCAAGCUGGGCGGACCGCCUCCGUGUGCUCUUAGUCGCUCGCUCUAUUGAGAGAGGGGCUGAUGUUGAGUCGGAGCGAGCCUUGGAUGUCGGGUUAAGGAAUGGGACUCUAUUCCCUACAGAAGGGAGGAGUCACGGGAGGGGUUAAACAUUUUUUAAAAUUGUAACAGUGACAUUAAAGGAAAUGUUAAAAACCACAUCUCCAUCCUAAUACAGCUAUUUAAAUUAUUUCUCUCUUCUUCCUGUCGGUGUACGCAUGCGUGUACAUUGACCAGUCCUGAGGACUAAUAUUUACUUAUUUACUAGGCACUUAUCACCUGCCUGGCACUAUCCUAAGUACUUUGAGGUGGGUGGUACUUUCAAUCCCAUUUUACAGCUGAGACGAGGCAACAGGACCAGCAAGGUUAAGCACACAGCAAAGUCACACAGCAGUAAGUGGCAGAGCCAGGCCACAGAACAAAGGACAUAUCAAGAUCAGGUGUAAUAUUUAAUAGAUGUGGAGUUGGACUACAGGGGAGGAGGCUGGGGCAAUAUUGGGGUUCCCAUAGCUGAACUCCUGCUAGGUUGGCAGACGGGGGGACUGAGGCCCAGAGAGGGGAAGGCCCUUGGUCAGAGGUCUCAGAGAGUUGAUGACAGAGCUGCUCCAGGAACGCAGGGCCCUUCACAGAGCCCCGAGAUGCUGGACAGGGUGUAGUGUAAAAAGAGGGGCUGUCCUGGGCAUCCAGGGCCCCCCAGACUUUGGCAUCGGCAGAGCUGGGUUUGAAUCCUGGCUCUGCCCCUUCCCAGCUGUGUGACUGUGGCAAGUCACUUCCCCUCUCUGAACCUCAGUGUCCUUAGGUGUCAAAUGGGGAGAAUAAUAGUACCUACGCAAUGAGGUGGUUGUCACAAUUCCAGAGAGAAAAUUCAGGUAAAGUGAGAUCACAGAUUGGCAGCCCAUGGGUUGAAUGCAGCCUAAAGACAGACUUUGGCUUUCAAAAUGUUUGAGAAAAAUGAGCCAACAUUUAAAAAUAAUGAAAUUAAAAACCAGCAGGAGUGAAAAGUGAGAUGCAUUCUCUCUGUGUCAGGAACAAGACCAGGUGCCUGCCCUCCCUUAUGUUGGAGGCCUAGCCAGAGCAAUAAGGCCAGAAAGGGAAGGAGCAGUAAGGAUCAGAAAAGGUGAAAUAAUAGCAAGGAUGUUGAAAUAUAUAAAAAUUUACUGUGUUCCUAUACUCCAGAAGCAAUUAGAAAAUGUCAUUAAGAUUGGGAGAUUUCAGAUAAAAGUCUGGGUUUUUGACUUUAUUGAAAGUUGGGGUAUCUGGCACAGUGAGGCAGUGGUCAGGUGGAGCUGGGCUAGCCAGCCCCUUUCGAUGGGCACGUGCAUUCCAGAUGCCAUAGUCCCCGCUCUUCCCUACUGUCUCCCUGACAUUGCAGCUGAAUGUCCGUUUCUAUUUACUGAACUUGUGUUGAUUUAUCUUAGAGAAAUAUUUAUAAUUUCCUAUGUCUCUCAAAAGUGGGAAAACAAGAUGACCAGAGGGGGUCAUGUGAUUUUUUGUGCUCUGGCCCCCUUUACUCCUCUGUCUUACUGUCUGGGCUCUGUGAGUAUAUGACCUGAGGAACCCUGCAAAUCCUGCCUCCUGUGCCCCUCCCCCUUCCAGUCCUCUGUCUGCCUCUAAGCUAGCUGGCCUCAGUUUUCUGUCAAUAAAUGUGGAAAGUUG